This is a messenger RNA of Monodelphis domestica (gray short-tailed opossum), 3174 nucleotides long. RefSeq names its product centromere protein B (gene CENPB). The record is from RefSeq and is a predicted model, not a curated record. Gene Ontology annotation, molecular function: chromatin binding; DNA binding. Gene Ontology annotation, cellular component: chromosome, centromeric region; nucleus. Lineage: Eukaryota; Metazoa; Chordata; Mammalia; Didelphimorphia; Didelphidae.
CCGCGAGAUCCUGCUCGCGCGAGCUGGGCCUCCGCGGGGAGACCCUCCCCCACUCGGCCGCCCCCUCCCGCUCCCAGCGCCGGCCCGGGCGGGCUCCCCCUCACUUCCUGCUGCUGCCUCACGCGGGGAGCGAGCGGAGCGCAGUGCAGCGGGCAGCGGCGGCGGGCAGCGGCGGCGGGCAGCGGCGGCGGGCAGCGGCGAGUAGCGACAGGAGGCGAGCGCAGGGCCAGCCCGCUACCAGCCUCCGAGCGCCGCGGUCAGCGCGUCCGGGCCGGGGCCAGGCGGGCCGGCUCCCUGGGCGCCUGUGCCCGCCGCCGGGCCCGGGGCCGCUUUGUCUCGGGCGUCGGUCCGGGGGGCCGCGGGGCUCCCCCCGCCCCAGGGACGCCCCUUCCCGGGGCCGGCCCGGGGCCCGGGGCGGGGGGAGGGGGCCGGCCACGAUGGGCCCCAAGCGCAGGCAGCUGACGUUCCGGGAGAAGUCCCACAUCAUCCAGGAGGUGGAGAAGAACCCGGACCUCCGCAAGGGUGAGAUCGCCCGGCGCUUCAACAUCCCGCCGUCCACGCUGAGCACCAUCCUGAAGAACAAGCGCGCCAUCCUGGCUUCGGAGCGCAAGUUCGGUGUGGCCUCCACCUGCCGCAAGACCAAUAAGCUGUCCCCGUAUGACAAGCUCGAGGGGCUGCUCAUCGCCUGGUUCCAACAGAUCCGCGCUGCCGGCCUGCCCGUCAAUGGCAUCAUCCUCAAGGAGAAGGCGCUGCGCAUCGCCGAGGAGCUGGGCAUGGAGGACUUCACGGCCUCCAAUGGCUGGCUGGACCGCUUCCGCCGCAGGCACGGGGUCAUGUCCAGGAACGGGGUGACCAAGAGCCGGUCCCAGCCCUCAGCCCCUGCCCAGCCGCCGCCUCCUCCUCGGGCCCCGGCCCCUGUGCCAGCGGCAGAUGGUGGUGGUGGUGGCGGCAGCAGGAGGUGGAGGGAAGAGCUGCUGCCCUCCUUGGCCGAGGGCUAUGCCUCGCAGGACGUCUUUAAUGCCACCGAGACCAGUCUGUGGUACAACUUCCUACCUGACCAGGCCCCCGCCCUUCGAGGGGAGGCCCGGCCCAGUCCCCGGCGAGGCACGGAGAGGCUCAUCGUGCUCCUCUGUGCCAAUGCAGAUGGGAGCGAGAAGCUUCCCCCGCUGGUGGUGGGCAAGUUGGCCAAGCCCCGGGGAUCCCGGGCAGGCCUGCCCUGUGACUAUACAGCCAACCCCAAGGGUGGCGUCACUGCCCAGGAGCUAGCCAAGUACUUAAAGGCCUUGGAUGCCCGCAUGGCCGAUGAAUCCCGCAGGAUCCUGCUGCUGGCCAACCGACCUGCUGCCCCAGCCUUAGACACCUCCGACUUGCGUCAUGUUCAAGUGGCCUUCUUCCCAUCCGACACCCUCCAGCCCUUGGAGCGAGGUGUUGUCCAGCAGGUCAAGGGUCACUACCGACAGGCGCUGCUGCUCAAAGCCAUGGCUGCCCUGGAGGACCAUGACCGGUCCCGGCUGCAGCUGGGCCUCACCGAGGCUUUGCGCUUUGUGGCCGCCGCAUGGGAUGCCGUGGAGCCCGCAGACAUUGCGGCCUGCUUCCGUGAGGCCGGGUUCGGGGGUGGCCCUGGACCGGACAUCGAUGAGGCUGUCAAGAGUGAGGAGGAGGAAGAGGAGGAAGAAGAGGAGGAGGAUGAUAAUGAGGAGGAAGAGGAGGAAGAGGAUCAGGGCGAGGAAGAGGGAGAAGAAGAGGGAGAGGAGGGAGAAGAAGGAGAGGAGGAGGAGGAGGAAGAGGAGAGCUCAUCAGAGGGGCUGGAGGCUGAUGACUGGUCCCAAGGUGGGGGGGAGGCAGGUGGGAGUUUUGUGGCUUAUGGAGGUCAGGAUGAGCAGGGCUGCCCUACUGUUCAGCUCCUGGAGGCAGGGGAGGACUCGGAAUCAGAGAGUGAUGAGGAAGAGGAAGAGGAGGAGGACGAUGACGAUGACGACGACGAUGACGAUGAGGAUGACGAUGAUGACGACGAGGUGCCCGUGCCCAGUUUUGGAGAGGCCAUGGCGUACUUCGCCAUGGUCAAACGGUACCUGACGUCCUUCCCCAUCGAUGACCGAGUCCAGAGCCACAUUCUCCACUUGGAGCACGAUUUGGUCCAUGUGACCAGAAAGAACCAUGCCAGACAGACAUCCCGAGCCUUGGCACACCAGAACUUAGCCUGACCAGCUGUCCCCGGACGCUGGCCCAGGCGCACCCCAGCCCUGCCAUGGAAGGGACCAGGUGGUGAUGGGGGUGGGGAACUGUUUCCAACAUGGGGUUUGACUCCCCUGGGUGAUGCCCCUCCCCCGGUGCCCCUGGGCUCAGCCCUGUGUCUACCUGGGAGCUGGCUGAAAGUCCUUCCUGUUGCCUUUCCCUUUCCCCUCCUCCCUCCCCACCUUUUGCUCCCUCCUUCCCCUAGCUGCCCCCAGGGCUAGGAUGCCGGCUGUGAUUGGCAGGGCAGUGUGUAGAGCGGGAGGGCUCCUUCUGAGCAGGCCCCACCCCAGGGUGCCCUAUAAAUACUGAGCAGCAGGGGCAGCUGGGGGCAGGGGCCGGGCCCGAGACUGGGACGGAUAGGAGGUGUUGGCCUGCGGACCCCCAUCCCCUUAGCCUCUCGCUUUUCACACUCUGCAUGGAGAUCCCACACUAGGGAAGGGGGCCAUUUCUAGUCGGGUUCCUGAGGAGGGCCUGCCUGCCUGCCAGGGAACCUUCUCAAGUGCCCACAGGGCUCCCCCAGCCCCAAAGGGAAGCUUUUGAGAGAAGCACAGUCUCCCCCCCCUCCCGGCGCCCCUCCCUGGCCUCUGAUAUAUUGUUUUCAAACCAAGGGCUCAUUUCUUCCUGGCCCGGGCUCCCAGGGGGGCCCCUGGGUGGCCGUAGUGAGGUGUAAGGGCAGGAGGGGCCCACGGGCCGGGCCUCCAUCGGGCUAGAUCAGGACCCCAAAGCUGCCACAUCUUGCCUCGUCCCUCGGGCUCCCCCUUCUCUCUCCGGAUGGUCUCUUCCCCAACUGCUGCAAGUUGCCAGGGGAGUGGGGGGGCCUCCUAACCGGCAGGGGGGGGUCCCUGGUUGGGUCGAACUGCCCUCCGGCUAUUUCUUUUCCUAGUCUGAAUUCAAUAAACCCUUCCCACCCCCUUUUGCUGGGGGUCGGGUGUUUUAACA